AUGCGCCCUUCUCGAAGCAGUGUUCCAUCUGCUCGAAAGAGCGCACCGAUUAUACAAGGCAACCUUCCUCGCCGUUGGCCUCCGCGACCUUGUGCUGAAGAGGAGCCAGCUUCUCUCGCCAAAGAACUCCAUGGUCUUUCGAAAAUUGGCGAAAGACCCGGUGUUGAGGGUAUCCGCGAAAGAGGUGCUGUUGACCAGUACCCUAUCAUCGUUGGAUUGAACACCGCUCCCGUAUCGACAUCGAUCCCGCCCAGCAUCCCCAAUGUGCCUGGACUAGGCAACGUUUCUUCAGAUGAGAGCUCUGGACCUGCGACGCCCCCGCCCCGAGCUCCUUCGGCUCAAGGACCUCCAUCUCGCACAGCCCCGGUGCCUCGCCCUCAGUCCCCUGUCGACCACAAGCGGAAGUCCAUCAGCAACCUGCUCGCGACGCAAGUAUGUAUUUGCCACGUCGAUCUCGCUCCCGUUCUCUCUCGCGAGCUCCAAUUCCUCCCCAGGAGGAUGCGCCAGUAUUUAUCGCUCCCCACAAAUCGCGAGGCGAGAGACCCGAGCGACCUCGAUCUCCGUCUCGGGGCCCAGUCUACGAAAGGACUUCGUCGCGCUCCUCAAAAUCCUCAAUUGGCCGGUCCAACAGUGCACGAUAUAGAAGUUCAGCUCCUCGAUUUGGACCCAGUCAACGCCAACGAGAAAAUUCGGGAUAUCUUUCUGACUCGGCCACUAUACGGAGUCGAAACUCAUCCUCAUCUGGCUCUACAACACAAACAAAACCAACUAUUGGUCAGUUCACCGGCCUUUCGGUUGCAGAGAGACUUGAAGAGAAACUUCAGCUUCGACGAGAAAUGCGAGAGCGGCAGCAAGAUCAUGGCGAAGCGGCAUCGUUUUCGGAUACAGAAAUUCGCCCUAGGUCACACGCUCACGAACAACCUCUGUGAGUGCAGUCGGGCCGCCGCCCUCUCGAUCAGCUUCCACAGCGCGCAAGACAUCGAGGUCGGGCUCUACCGACGACGGAACGCCAGCGACACGCUCACGAGCAACCUCAUCGGCUUCGGUUGCACCCCCGCUCGCUCGAUCAACUUCCACGCCACGCGCUCACGAGCAACCUCAUCGGCUGCGCUUGCACCGCCGCCGUCUCGAUCAGCCUCCAUGACGCGCAAGGUGUCGAAGUCAGUUUCAUCUGAAGAUGUCCCACCAGGUCCUAGAAUAUCAUCUCGACCACCAGCAUCCGUCAAGUUCCAGGAGGAGCCCACGUCAAAGCCCGUUUCGUCUCAAUCCAUAACCACCCGUCAACCAAGUCCUCCCCAGAAGCCUCCAGCUCCCGUGGGACUAUGUCUCACUCCAUGCCCUCGCUCCACCCCCGUGGCAGGCCACCAGGAUUGGUAUACCCUCAAAGGGCUGACACACCUGGAAAUCUGUCCAACUUGCAUGAGCCAGAUCGCCCACUCUCGUUACCGUGACUUCUUCACCCCAAGCCUAUCCAAGCCCCCGAACCAAGCAGUCCGCUGCGCUUUCUCCAACGCCUGGGUUCGUUUGGCCUGGACACAAAUGAUCAAAAAGCAACACGACAGUCUCGAAAUGCUCUACCAGAUGACCCGACCACCCCCAGGAACGCGCCCAUGCCCUGGCCGAACCAUCACCGACCAAACAUGGCACCGCGUCAUCGACCCAGACACCGGCCUUUACCUACCGCGCUUUCAAGUCUGCGGCACAUGCGCGCGAAAGGUUCGCAUCUUAAUGCCACCUCACCGCGACACAUUCCACCACUGUCCCGAACCUUCAGAGCGAGUCUGCGACUUCGUCACGAACAGCCCGCGUUUCGUGCAAUUCAUCGACCUACUUGACAGCGCCGCGACACGCGCAGAACUAGACCCAUCUCGUCGACCCGACACGCGCGAAUUUCUCUCCUACGCACGGCGCAAGGUUGUCCUGCGUGAUUGUCGACGCGAUCGACCGACGAUGAGUACAUGGCAUUAUAUCCCCGCUUUGCCAGAACUCAGUGUCUGCGAAGACUGUUACGAUGAAGUUGUCUGGCCUCUUGCUAAGAAUAAUCAUUCCAUUGCGCGCAUGUUCUCUACAUCUAUGCGUUUACUUCCGGGCGAUGGGCCGAAUCGUUGUCGUGAAGCGACUUGUCAGUUGUACUCGGCUCGAGUAAGGGCUCGAUUCCGGGAUGCGGUGUUGAAGGGGGAUUUCCCGGCUUUAAAGAGUGUUGCGUUGAGGAGAUUCGAGGCUGAGCAGAGGUUCAGGGAUCGGAGGGAGGAGCUGCUUAUUGCUGAGAAGAGGGGGUAUGAUUGUGAUGUGGAGAUGAAGAAGGCUGUUGAUGAAUGGCGGAGGUGGGAGUGA
Molecule: messenger RNA, 2334 nt
Organism: Penicillium waksmanii
Lineage: Eukaryota; Fungi; Ascomycota; Eurotiomycetes; Eurotiales; Aspergillaceae
Exons: 4
Coding region: 1-2334 (777 amino acids)
Source: RefSeq, a predicted model, not a curated record